GGAGCGGGAAGGUCUCGGACGCCAAUCAGCUGCGUUUGAUGUGCGCGAGGAGGCAGUGGACGUUUCAUCCGCGAGCUCACCGUAUACGCUGCUCCGUGUUCCUCUAACGGCUUUAACGGAAAAACACGCCUUGAAUGUUGUCUGAGAAAGACGGAGGAUUAACCGGAGACGGUCCUGUGUUUCAGAACAUUAUACGAAGCCGAGCCGUCCGUUAGUCACUGGCUGCACGAGCGAGGCUAGCGAGGCUAAUUCUCCUGCACUCUCUGAGGAUGUGACGGUUAGCCAAGCUAGCUGUUUUGAAGCGGAGCAGCCCGAUAAGGUUAGUUAGUUGUUAUCCGCUAUCGUCGUUAUAUCGAUACGUCGGCGUUUUUGUGGUUAUUCUGAAACAAGGCUGUACGAGAAUACCUAAGUGAAAGAAUAGCUUAGCCAUAAAUAACUGGCUGAGGCGAUAACGGUAACGUUAAUCCAACCGCGACGAUGCGGUUAUGCGUCCGGGGCAGCACGUAGGUCAGGUCACUCCACCGGAGUGUGGUCCCGGCAUCUUUUCUGUGUGAUUCGCUAGGAUGGGACACGCUGACUCUGUGAAGCUCCGUGCUGCUCUCCGUGUGCCGCGUUCAGCGCUCUGCGGGUCUCCGGUCGAAGCUACGGCGGCUGGUUGCGAAUUUCUGGCCUGAGCCAAGCGCUUCCUCCCCCCACCGUUCGGCCUUUCAGAUCAGCGGACUCUCCCCGGUCCGGCAGCGGCAGAGUUGGAGGAUAUACCAGGCGGACCUGGACCUCCAGAAUACCAACUAUGGACGAUUCCGGAAUCAUUCGGCGCAGGAGGCUGCAGAAGGAUCUUCCCCUGCCUCGUAAAAACAGCAGUUGCCGCACCAGUAACAGAAAGAGUUUGAUUCUCACUUCAACAUCGCCUACUUUGCCCCGCCCACACUCUCCUCUACCUGGACACAUUGGAAGUAGCCCUCUGGACAGCCCUCGCAACUUCUCUCCCAGCACUCCUGCUCACUUCUCUUUUGCUUCCUCUAGACGGGAUGGGCGUCGUUGGUCUCUGGCCUCUCUUCCUUCCUCUGGGUAUGGCACGAACACACCCAGCUCAACGUCUUCCAGUUCCUCUCAGGAGCGUCUACACCAGCUGCCCUUCCAGCCCACCAUGGAUGAGCUGCACUUUCUGUCCAAACACUUUGGCAGCACAGAGAGCAUCACGGACGAUGACGGGGGGCGGUGCUCUCCACACAUACGCCCUCGCUCACGCAGCCUCAGCCCGGGUCGUUCCCCAUCCUGCUAUGACAACGAGAUAGUAAUGAUGAACCAUGUGUACAAAGAGCGCUUCCCAAAGGCCACAGCUCAGAUGGAGGGGCGGUUGGCAGACUUUAUUCAGUCUUACUCUCCGGACGCUGUGCUGCCGCUGGCUGAUGGGGUCCUGAGCUUCAUCCAUCACCAAAUGAUAGAACUGUCUCGGGACUGCCUGACCAAAUCACAAGAAGGCCUCAUUACCACUGUGUACUUCUACGAGCUACAGGAGAAUCUGGAGAAACUAUUGCAUGAUGCACAUGAGCGGUCGGAGAGUUCAGAACUGACUUUCGUCAUAGAGCUGGUGAAAAAGCUCCUCAUCAUAAUCUCUCGCCCUGCACGUCUCCUAGAGUGUCUGGAGUUUAACCCAGAGGAGUUCUACCACUUGCUGGAGGCAGCAGAGGAUCAUGCCAAAGAGGGGCACUUAAUGAAAACGGACAUCCCACGCUACAUCAUCAGCCAGCUAGGCCUGACCAAAGACCCUCUGGAGGAAAUGGUCAACCUGGACAGCUAUGACAGUGAGGGUCCCCUGACACCUGAGACUGAUGACUCUGCAGAGGGAAAGAUGAGAGUCAUGAAGCCGCCUGGUGAAGCUGACUUUCAGACCAUCAAACUGAUAAGCAACGGUGCAUACGGAGCUGUAUACUUGGUACGCCACCUAGAGACACGGCAGCGUUUUGCUAUGAAGAAGAUCAACAAGCAGAACCUGAUACUGAGGAACCAGAUACAGCAGGCCUUUGUGGAGAGAGACAUCCUCACCUUUGCCGAAAACCCUUUUGUGGUCAGCAUGUUCUGCUCCUUCGAGACUCGCAGACACCUCUGCAUGGUCAUGGAGUAUGUGGAGGGAGGAGACUGUGCCACACUGCUGAAGAACAUUGGAGCAUUACCUGUGGAGAUGGCUCGCAUGUACUUUGCUGAAACUGUUCUUGCUCUUGAAUACAUACACAAUUACGGAGUGGUGCACCGUGACCUCAAACCUGACAAUCUGUUGAUAACAUCUAUGGGCCACAUUAAGCUGACUGAUUUUGGCUUGUCUAAGAUGGGUCUAAUGAGUCUUACUACAAACCUGUACGAAGGCCACAUUGAGAAGGACACCAGAGAGUUCCUUGACAAACAGGUGUGUGGCACCCCUGAAUAUAUUGCCCCAGAGGUGAUUUUGCGGCAGGGUUAUGGAAAGCCUGUGGACUGGUGGGCUAUGGGCAUCAUCCUUUAUGAAUUCUUGGUGGGCUGUGUACCUUUCUUCGGGGACACACCCGAGGAGCUGUUCGGACAGGUCAUCUCUGAUGAUAUUGUGUGGCCUGAGGGUGAUGAAGCGCUCCCUGCAGAUGCCCAGCACCUCAUCUCUGCUUUACUCCAGACCAACCCACUGAUCAGACUGGGCACAGGAGGUGCAUUUGAAGUGAAACAACACCCCUUCUUUUCUGAACUGGACUGGAAUAGUUUGCUGAGGCAGAAAGCUGAGUUCAUACCUCACUUGGAGUCAGAAGAGGACACAAGCUACUUUGAUACACGUUCAGAACGGUACCAUCAUGUUCACUCUUUUGAUGAAGAUGACACUAAUGAUGAUGAGCCUGUAGAGAUUCAUCGCUUUUCCUCCUGCUCCCCUCGCUUCAGCAAGGUGUAUAGCAGUAUGGAACACCUGUCCCAGCUGGAGCAUAAACCUGUGGUGACCCGAAGAGAGCCUAAAGGUCAUCGGGAUGACCGGGGGAAAAGAGAGAGCCUGGGCAGCUUCACAAUGAGAGACAAAACAUGGAGGACAGGUUCACCUGAGAUGAAGCGUCUUUCAUGCUCUGAGUCCUCUUUCACUGAGUCUGACUCCAGUCCUCCGUCUGGUGCUCGUCGCCGUUUUUCUGCUCUAAUGGACACUCAUCGCUUUGCUUCUCCACUAGAGGGUGAAGCAGAGACACCAACACGACAACCGCCAGUAAAAGUCAGGGGAACAUCCUUAGAGGGUGCUACUAUGCCGGCCAGCUCAGGCCCAGCAGAGUCCUCUACUAUUGGACCGGGGAUGCCAGGAACACCAGGAGGAGACAAACUGCUGAAGCCUGCUGAUGCUGCCAUGGCAUCAACACCACUACAUGUUCCGGACCUCUUUGGGCCGAGAGCUACAAGUGACCUGGUGCUCAGGCGAGCGCGACAUCACCAGCUCUCUGCUGAUGGAGAGAAACGCACUCAAAAUCGGACUGGCACCAAGGUCAUAAAGUCUGCCUCCGCCACUGCCUUAUCUGUCAUCAUACCUACAGUAGAGCAGCAUGGGACAUCUCCAUUGGCCAGCCCGAUGUCUCCUCGCUCCGUUUCCUCCAACCCGUCCUCACGAGAUUCGUCCCCCAGCCGAGACUACUCUCCCUCUGUCAGCGUGCUACGAUCACCAAUUACCAUCCAACGCUCUGGCAAGAAGUAUGGCUUCACUCUUCGUGCCAUCCGAGUCUACAUGGGAGACAGCAACGUCUACAGCGUCCAUCACAUGGUCUGGCAUGUGGAGUGUGGUGGACCUGCCCAGGAGGCAGGUCUCUGUGCUGGGGACCUUAUCACCCAUGUGAAUGGAGAGUCAGUCCAUGGAUUGGUUCAUACAGAGGUGGUGGAACUCAUUUUGAAGAGUGGUAAUAAGGUAACAGUGACCACGACUCCAUUUGAGAACACCUCCAUUAAAAUUGGGCCAGCACGCAAGGCCAGCUACAAGGCCAAGAUGGCCCGCCGCAACAAGAGAUCCAUAACCAAAGAGGGGCAGGAGAGUAAGAAACGAAGCUCUCUUUUCCGUAAGAUCACUAAACAGUCAAACCUCCUGCACACCAGCCGCAGUCUGUCUUCUCUGAACCGCUCUCUGUCAUCUGGGGACAGUCUCCCUGGCUCCCCAACCCACGGUCUGUCAGCCCGCUCCCCCACACAGACCUACCGUUCUCCACCAGAGUCUGCCUACCUCGGCACAUCUUCCCAGAGUAGCUCUCCUGCGUCUUCCACACCAAACUCCCCUGCUGCAUCACAGCACAUGCGACCAAGCUCUCUGCACGGCCUCUCCCCUAAACUGCACCGUCAGUACCGUUCAUCACGCUGCAAAUCAGCUGGGAACAUCCCUCUGUCUCCUCUGGCCCACACGCCUUCCCCGACCACGUCCUCACCACCCCCCAUCACCGGCCAUUCAGUCGGCAGUUCCAACACCACGCAGACUUUUCCUGCCAAACUUCACUCCUCUCCGCCAAUCACACGCCCUCGGCCCAAAAGUGCAGAACCACCUCGCUCACCUCUUCUCCAGCGGGUGCAGUCAGCUGAGAAGCUGGGCCCACCCCCUCCACCCUCAUUUCCAUCAGCAUCAUCACUGUCAGGGUCUUUUGCAUCAUCUGUCACAUGUCCAGAGAAGAAGGGAAGUCUCUCUGUGGUCAUGAGGAAGCACAGCCUGGAUGUGGCGCAUGCCGAAUACCGCCGGGAAUCCUUCCACUGUGAACAUGCCUUGCAGAGCCUCUUGGAAAUUGAAGGAGAAAACUCCCCUGUGCCGCCCACUCCUGCUGCCGAGUCGCCCACACACAAGCUCUCGGAUGCAUGCCGCGACGAUACACUCCAAAUGGCAAGCCAGGUAGGAUGGCAGGGAUCUCCUUUAAGUCGUGACUUGUUGCUGACUGAAAAAGACAAACGGUCUGAGGCGGUAGAGUCAAAGGCAACCAGUAAACUGGAGUCAACCAAAGCACCUGUUAGCAUCAAUGGCAGUGCAGCCCAGAUCUCUGAGCCUGCAAAGCAAGACAAAACACAGUCGAAGUCCCAGGCAACACAGGCCUCCAUUCCAGCAGCCUCAGCAAAAGCAGCAGAUAAAGAACUGGCAACUUCUGGAGGUAAAACUCCAUUAUUGAAACCAGAGACUGUUAGCGUGGGCUGUGAUCCAAAAACGCCUGAGCGGAUCCCCAUUGGCCAGAGUGCGGGAGUGCAGGAGCUAAAACACCAGGCCAUUCAGACAGUGACUGGAAAAAAGCAAGAAAAAGGUAAAGUAGGGUGGGAGAGAGACGCCACAGCCAGGACAGGAGCUGUUGAGGUGGGGAAGUCUGGGAAGAGCACUCAGACUGUGGAAGCUAAUAUGAAGGUCUUGAGUGGAGCUGGUGAAAAGGGAGGUCCAGACAUCAAAGCUAAAGCUCCAUUAACAGAGGCAGGUCCAGCCCAAACCAAGUCAAAGGAGGCGAAGACUCCGGCCUCAUCCAGCUCUGGCCGAGCCCCCCGGGAUGAGAGGUCUCUCCUGGAGGUUUUGGAGGAGAAUCCCGCUUCCCCUUCCCCUACAGCCCCAUCUCCUAGUGCAAGCAAAUCGCGUGCCAUCUCCCCUGGCGAUAGGUCAAGCUUUGUCACGCAGCUCACCAGCGUGGCCAAAACAGUGCUUGGGCCCAUGAAGCUAGGAUCUCAAGAUGGGGGCAAAGGAAAGGACUCGGCCACCAAAGUGAGUGACGAUAAGCGGGCAGGGACACUAGGAAAGUCUGAGGCUUCAUCUGGUGGCCGGCGUGCACCCACAGGGACGUGGCCUGGACCUGGAUCCUCCAAAUCCGAAAAGGCCUCGAGAAGCUCUUCCAAGCAUUCCUGAACUUCCUGUUUGGAAUUCUUGAACUUAAAUUGUCAUGCAGCAUGUAUGACAUUAACAGCCACCAAAUCAACAAGAUACAUUUGUCCAACAAUGAAAAUGUCAAAGAAAAAGGUGCUUCAAAACUCUUGUCAAAUUUGUGUGUAUGUAUAGAUGGUGUUUUAUGUAGGUGUGACACCAUAUUUGUAUAUAGGAUAAAGAAGCCGUAUGUCUAUGUAGAUGCAUGUUAGAAAUUGUGAAUAAAAGAAAAAAAAAACAAAGAAUAUGAAAUGAAAAACUAAGCAAAGACCUAAUGCUCGUGAACAUUGUGCACAUCCAACCAUUUCCACAGUCUAUAUAGCAAAUAGCAAGUCACUCGUCACUAUCAUAUCAAUAUUCUUGACUGUGUUGGAAGAAAGACCUGGUCAAACAUUUUAAUCAUUCAUGUUUCAGCCAGUGUAGAGGGGAAGUGUUUCAUGGUGUUAGGACGGUUUGGAGUUUAGCCUUGACCCUUUAACACUUUCAAAGGUUGACUUUGAGCUAAGGUGGAGAAAAAAUGUAUCCAACUUAAUCUCUGCCAUCAGGAUAUGUUGAAGCUUAUCAGCAAUUUCUAAAAUAAGUCAUGAAUCAAUCAAUUCUUUGACUGAACUGCUGAUGACUGGGAAAGGAAUCGCGUGUGUGUGUGUGUGUGCGCGCUCAUGUGUGUGUGUUGAAGGGGAAAUUCCACCAAUUUUUCAUUAUUUCUGUAUAAUUCAGUCAUUCUGAGUGGUUUGAUGUAAAAUCGUUCAUUAAAAACACUUCUUUAAAGUGGUGAUGAAGAAACCGGGUAGCAAAUGUAGCCAUUUUAUUUACUGUCCAAAAUGGCCAGUGAACCUACAGUUUUUAUGUGUAAAAUUGAUAAUAGAAAACUCUAUGCUAUUCUUUAGGUACGAUUUUGCCAGACAAUGCCUUGCAUGCACUUCUCUGCCAUCAGUGGAUUUUCAAAAAUACAUUUUAGGACAAAAGCUGAUCUCAAAACUUGUAAAUGUCUCAAGCAUCAGGCACUGUAUUCAUAACCCUUAUGUCUAACACUUUGCUGUUCUGUGAAGUAGCUUUUGGAGGCAUUAAACUCUUCAGACGUCUGGUUCCUGUCUCGACCACUAUGAAAAAUUCUGACUUGCUGAGUUUCUCCAUAGAGCUGUACUUCACAUGAAACCACUCUGAAUAACUUAAUAAUUUAAUUGUGUUUUUUUUUUUUUUUGUUUUUUAAAUCAGUGAAAUUCCUCUUUUAAGGGCUUGGGCUUGACUGAGCUCAGAGUGGUAAACUGACUUGCACAAGAGCAGUACUGUGGAGAAGACUGCACACUGACUACUGUCAUAUCUGAAUUUGCACUGGAGGCACAGAGCAAAAGGGAAAGAAGCUCAGAAAGAAAGCAGUCCUCUGAUACACAAUGGCCUAACAGAAGACCUGUAAGCUAAACAAAGAAUUGAUUGAUAAAGCUGCAUUAGGAUAGGGUGAGAGUGUCUUACAAAAAAUAAAUAGAAACAACAAAGCCUCAAGGAUAGAAAGCAUGUGUGUGUGUGAGAAUGAAAAAAGCUUUUUAAAUUAGUGCACAUAAUAGAUUUAAAAAGAAGGCCUUGGAUGUGCUGUAUAUCGUGGAGAGGAAAAUAAUGCAUUGUCAGUGAUGCAUCGCUGUUGAAUGCACUGUUAAUAGGAGUUGUUGAAAGUUAAUACUUCUACAUAUGCAAAGUGUGAUGUCUCAUGGUAAGAGGUGAUGUGUUGAAUUUGAUGUAGAUGUGAUUAAUACCAUUUUGAGUCCUUUUGAAGCCGUUACAACGUCCACAUUUUGUACAAGUAUACCAUAUUUGUGUGUUGAUGUAACCAACAGUUAGCAAGUGUUUUUUUCCUUCAUUUUUACAUUGCCUCUGUUUACAAACUAAUGUUGAGGAUCGACCAAAUCUGAGUUCACAUUUAGAACAUUGUCAUAUCUUCUAGCGCAGAGUCAUGGACCUGCAGUAGCCCUACACUGCACAUUUUAGCAUUUGUACUGCUUUAGUACAGCUGAUUCAACUCAUCAGAACUGUUCACUCUUCACUUCAGAAUCAUCUGUGUGCUAAGGUGUCCAGAAACGCUAGAGGAGUGAGAGAGAAUUCAUCUGAGUGUGUAAAAUGUCCCCCGUAUUGCAUACUAGAAUCGUUUACUGCCAGCGUUGGAAUGUUACUGUUUGUGGAAGUUUUUGCUUUGGUAGCGUGUGGUAUAGAAACCUUUGUGAACAUGAUCUUCACACGAGUCUGUGUCCCAUUCUUGUCUGUGGUAGUGUGUUUGAUGAGCUCAUGUCGUAGAAUAGAGACUCUUAUCUGUGAACUGUCCUUUGGAGCAGAUCCACUCCUACUUGGGUGUCACUAUUGCCGUCUCUGUGUCUAGAUUCCGUAGGCAUAGAUUCCUUUGCCUGAGGCAGUUUCUCUCUAAUAUUAAAGAAUUAAAGUCACUGUAAAGAAUGCACUUUAUCAAUUGAGUAGGGGCCCAAGCACAAAAGGUGCCAGACAGCUACUGUACAUGUUAGGAGUUGCUUUUCUCUGCAUCUCCAUGGAUCUCAACCACACUAACUGUGAUGAGUUGAGCAAUGUUCUUCUUUUCUAAUUUAUAUCCUUAAAAUAUUGAAUCAAUUCUACCAAUUUUCUUUCCAUGCUUAUUUUUGUUCAAAUCCAUUUCCUUGAUCCACUAGUAUGUAUGAAAAACUGAUCAGAAAUUGUCACAUUUUAGUAGCCAUAACAAAUGCUUCAUAAAUUGUGCAUCCUUAUUGAAAUGAUCUACAGGAACAGUGCCACCUGUUGGCUGAAGUGCUUGGACCCCAGUAAUUGCUGCUUGCAGCUGUUAGUUAUUUGUUUACUCCUUGCUGUAUUUUUUUUUUAAGUUUACUGGAAUGUUUUUGUAGCUGUCUGUGCUGUUGUGAAAAGCAUGUUCAUCUUCAGGUCUCAAAGACGGAUCCAUGGCGUUCUUCAAAAUAUUUGUUCUUUAAAUUUUAGCAGCAAAUGUCUUUUUUUUUACUCUGACCUCUUUGUUGUUUGUUUAUAUGAUUUUUUUCCUCCUCAGGCAAUGUUGUGAACCAAUGCAAGAAGGCUAAAGUGCAGUAAUAAAAGUAAUAAAAAAAAGUUUAAAGGAUUAGAA
Molecule: messenger RNA, 8963 nt
Organism: Pygocentrus nattereri (red-bellied piranha)
Lineage: Eukaryota; Metazoa; Chordata; Actinopteri; Characiformes; Serrasalmidae
Gene: mast1b
Product: microtubule associated serine/threonine kinase 1b
Exons: 27
Coding region: 791-5839 (1682 amino acids)
Biological process (GO): peptidyl-serine phosphorylation; intracellular signal transduction
Molecular function (GO): magnesium ion binding; protein binding; ATP binding
Source: RefSeq, a predicted model, not a curated record